Molecule: messenger RNA, 534 nt
Organism: Thermothielavioides terrestris NRRL 8126
Lineage: Eukaryota; Fungi; Ascomycota; Sordariomycetes; Sordariales; Chaetomiaceae
Exons: 3
Coding region: 1-534 (177 amino acids)
Source: RefSeq, a predicted model, not a curated record
AUGGCGCCCACCACUGACGUCCCGUCCCCCAACGGCGCGACAAAGUCCAGCGGCGGCGACAUGGACUCUCCGAUGCGCGGGUACAGCGACUCGCCGCUUGAGCAGCAUCGUCAAGACCUGCAGCGCGCCAUCGAGCGGUCCAUUCGCACGCUGUUCAGCACCGGCCUGACUCCCGACGCCGUCUCCACCAUCCUUCGCAAGACCUUCUACACAUCGGCAAAACUAGAAGGCCACAAAACCCGCGAGAUCCGCGACAACAUCAGGGAGGGCGGCGUCGCAUCUGCCGCUGCUGCCGCAGAGGAGGGCCCCUCCGCCUCCUUCGGCCCGGGGCCGCUGCUUGAGGAGGGCUACGGCCAGGGCUGCCCCGUGCGCGAGCAGAUGGUCGGCUUCGGCGCACAGCUCGACCGCAUCAGCGCGCGCGUCGACGAGAUCACGUCCAUGGUCAAGUCUGCCACGUACCGGGUCGAGGUCUCGCGGGGACGGUCUCUGCCGAAGAAGAAGAAGGCGAAUCGUUCGGCUGGUGCGGAGGAAUAA